Mesocricetus auratus (golden hamster) is the source of this 1925-nucleotide messenger RNA. Its product is annotated as zinc finger and SCAN domain-containing protein 5B. Gene Ontology annotation, biological process: regulation of transcription by RNA polymerase II. Gene Ontology annotation, molecular function: DNA-binding transcription factor activity, RNA polymerase II-specific; RNA polymerase II cis-regulatory region sequence-specific DNA binding. Gene Ontology annotation, cellular component: PcG protein complex; transcription regulator complex. NCBI's taxonomy places the organism in Eukaryota, Metazoa, Chordata, Mammalia, Rodentia, Cricetidae. Bases 1 to 1449 code for a protein of 482 amino acids. The transcript is spliced from 4 exons. The record is from RefSeq and is a predicted model, not a curated record.
AUGUCAUCCAGGGCAGGGCCCGACAGGAGUCAUUUCAAAUUCCAACUCCCGGAGGCUAAAGGAACAUUCAACGCAGACACGGCCACAAGCCUGCCGCCAGACAGCCUCAGAUCAAAACCGUCUCUCAAGUCCCAGGAAACAGUAAGAGAGAAGCCAGACUACAACCGGGAGGUUUGGCAUUUUAAAUUUCGCAGUUUUUGUCCCUCGAAGAAGUCUAGUCCCAUCCAGUGCCUGAAACAAAUCUCUGAGCUAUGCCACCAAUGGCUGAGACCUGAUCUACAUAGCAAGGAGGAGAUUCUGGACCUGGUGAUACUGGAGCAAUUUAUGAUCUCCAUGCCGCCAGAACUUCAGGCUUUGGUCAAGGAGAACCAAGUGAAAAGCUGCAAAGAGCUAGAAAGGAUGCUGAGGGACCACAGGAAACCACGCCAAUGGUCCAUCGUCAACUGGGAAGGACGGCUGUACCUCCGCCGAGAUCCCACGGUUAAGGAGGCUGCAGCCGUGGAGGAUGAGUGGGACCACGUGGCGUUGUCCCAGGAGCAUCUGUCGAGUCAGAGCGAGGAGCCGCCCAACAGAGGCCAGGCUAGCCCAGAGCUGCAGAACCCGUCAGAGACUGAAGAGCCAUCCACCAGUCAGAGAGAGGAAGCCUUGUUGGAGAAGGUUCCUGAGAGCAACGAUCCGGACUGGCAGAGACCUGAGCAGAGCCCGGAGAGUGACUCGGUGCGGGCCUGGGAGAAGGCCUCUGUGUUUGUACCUCAGGACCCUCAGCCCGCACAGGGUCCUGAUGUGAUGAUGCCCCAGGAAGACGCAAAAUUGGAUGCGGUCCCAGCGUUCACCCAUAUUCUAGAAAAAAGAGGUGCAGCUGCGAGUAUAGACCUUCAGAGUCCCUGCAGCCCCAGUGGAGACGAUGCCCCUGCUAGCCCAGGAGGGGGCUCCCGUGUGGACGAUGCUGGAGACAGGCAGCUCGCCGUGGUGGCCGCCCGGCAGCCUGUAGAGCGGGUGGAUCGUCGCCCAGGCCAGCCUCGGUUUGAGUGCGGCGACUGCAAGAGGACAUUCCUCUACAGGUCUCAGUUUAUCAUCCACCAGAGGUCGCACACGGGAGAGAGACCCUUUGAGUGUCACUUGUGCAACAAGGGGUUCCUGCAGUCCUCGGACCUCCGAGUCCACCAGCGCACCCACACGGGCGAAAAGCCGUACGUGUGCGGCGUCUGCAGCAAGGUGUUCGCCCACGAGUCCACCCUGCUGGGCCACACCCGCGUCCACACCAAGGAGAAGCCGUACCGCUGCGAGCACUGCGGCAAACGCUUCAGCCACAAGGGCAACCUCAACGUCCACCUCCGCAUCCACAGCGGCUCCAGGCCCUACAGCUGCGAGGAGUGCGAUGCCGCCUUCCGGCAGCAGGCCACACUGAGGCGACACGUGAAGACCCAUGCAAGAGGGGAGCCCGUGUGACUCCGUCCGGACCGAAGUUGUUUUUUAUGUUUAAUUUUUUUUCCCCUUAGAGAGACUGUUGCUAGGUUACCCGGUUCCAUGACAACACCCUGGGAGCACUUAAAAUGAUGUCUCAUCCCUUUGAAGGUCUGAGGACACUCUGUUUCACUAUGCCCGACUGGUGUUUGUUUGUUUGUUUGUUUGUGACACAGGAAUCACCAUGUGUCUCUGGCUGCCCUGGAACUCACUGUGUAGACCCGGGCUGGCUUGAAAUUCAAGUGACCCACUUCCUUAGGUAGCCCAGAUAGGCUAUGAAUUUGUGGACCCCCCCUGCCCCCACACCUCUCUGCCCACAGUGUUGAGAUGCCCCUCCUCGGGAGACUUUUGUUACACGUUGUUUUUGGUGACAGUCUCAGGCUGUCAGUAUGGAAUAACAAAAUGGGAGUGACGUUUUGUCCCCUCCUAAUGCUGUAAAAUGUGAGUUUCCAAUAAAUAAC